AAUCAAACCCAAGUUUAUAUAACAGACACCCUUUCCUCUCCAUCCUCGACUCCUUCCUAGCCAGAACUCUGAAGAAAAGCAGUAAAAAUGGACAGGAAGAGGGUAGGCAUUGUUGGUGCUGGUGUGAGCGGCCUAGCAGCCUGCAAGCACGCACUAGACAAGGGAUUCAGCCCGGUAGUAUUCGAGGCCGAUGACACCAUUGGUGGAGUGUGGGCGCAUACCUUGGAGUCAACGAGGCUUCAGGCGCCUACGACAUCAUUCCGGUUCUCAGACCUGGCAUGGCCUGCAAGCGUGACAGCGACGUACCCAGGCCACCGGGAAGUCAUGGAGUACAUCAGGUCGUACGUGUGCGAGUUUGACCUCCUUAAGUGUAUCAAGUUCAAUAGUCAGGUGUUGGGAGUUGAAUACCUUGGUGCGACCGAGGAAGAGAUCAUGGAGUGGGAGCAUUGGUCUGGCAAUGGGACGGCAUUCGGAGCUGGCAAGGAUGGAGGGUGGAGCAUCACAGUGAAGGACCUGAAAAUUGGUAAUGUUGAGGUUUUUCAAGUGGAUUUUCUCAUACUGUGCAUCGGAAGGCAUAGUGGGACCCCAAAUAUCCCAGAAUUUCCAGCUAAUAAAGGGCCCGAGUUGUUCAAGGGAAAAAUAUUGCACUCUAUAGACUACUCUUACAUGGACAAUGUAGCUGAAUUUGUUAAAGGGAAGAGUGUGACAAUAAUUGGGUCUGGAAAAUCAGCAUUUGACAUUGCUGCGGAGGUUGCCAAGGUGAAUGAUGUAGAUCAGCCAUGCACCAUGAUAUGUAGAACGAGGCACUGGCUGGUUGAUAAAUCUAGCAUAUGGGGAAUUAACCUUAGUUACUUCUAUCUUAACCGCAUCUCGCAACUACUUGUUCAUAAACCUGGUGAAGGAUUUCUGCACUAUUUAUUGGCUAGUGCACUCUCCCCCUUGAGAUGGGCAAUUACAAAAGUAAUUGAAACCUACUUCAAGCAAAGGAUUCCUCUAGAAAAGCAUGGGAUGGUACCGGACUACAGCUACUCCUUCGCCAUGUCUUCUUGCUUGAUUGCAUUGCUACCAGAAGGGUUUUAUGACAGGGUUGAUGAGGGCAGCAUUAUUCUAAAAAAGUCCAAGAGGUUCAGCUUCUGCAGCAAUGGAAUCAUACUGGAGGAUGGAAAUGAAUGCAUAAAAAGUGAUAUUGUAAUUCUAGCAACAGGAUUCAGAGGAGACCAGAAGCUUAGGGACAUCUUCACAGCAAACUGGUGUAGGAAUAUAGUGGUUGGAUCAUCGGAUACAUCAGUUCCUUUAUACAGAGAAUGCAUCCACCCUCGAAUUCCUCAGUUGGCAAUAGUUGGAUACUCUGAGAGCCUUACCAACAUAUAUGCCUCGGAGAGGAUGGCCAAUUGGGUAAUCCAUUUCCUAGCUGGCGGAUUCCAGUUGCCAAGCAUAAGAUGCAUGGAAGAGAAUGUAGCAGAGUGGGCAAAGUACAAGGAUCUUUACAAUGGAAAAUAUUUCCGCAGAUCUUGUAUAAGCACCGUGAAUAUUUGGUUUAAUGAUUUGUUGUGCCAAGACAUCGGAUGCAACCCUAGAAGGAAGAAAGGAUUCCUGGCUGAAUGGUUCCAGCCAUAUGGGCCUGCUGACUAUGCAGGUAUUUGCUGAAGACAACAGCACAUUUCUCACUAGUGUAUUCAAUAGGAAAAGAAGCUGAGACAAGAGUGCUACCUUCAGGGCUCUAUAGAUGAUUUUAGGAAGUGUUUGUCUUGGCAAGUUUAGUGUUACCAUAACUACAGAAAAAUAGCUCUACACUUUUCUGAAUGCAUCAGUGCUCUUAAGAUGCCCUUUGCCCUUUCAGAGUGGCUAGAGGAGGACUAGAUGCCUCCCAUAGUUUUGUUUGUUUUGAUUUUUAAGUCAUUUGGACUCUUGUGAAAUGUAUUUUUUUAUUACUAUUGUAUAAUAUAUAUAUUCACUGGUACUGGGUUUUCAUUCUA
Messenger RNA from Hordeum vulgare subsp. vulgare (domesticated barley), 1976 nucleotides. Its product is annotated as probable flavin-containing monooxygenase 1. The record is from RefSeq and is a predicted model, not a curated record. The transcript is spliced from 5 exons. Lineage: Eukaryota; Viridiplantae; Streptophyta; Magnoliopsida; Poales; Poaceae. Gene Ontology annotation, molecular function: NADP binding; flavin adenine dinucleotide binding; N,N-dimethylaniline monooxygenase activity. Bases 88 to 1647 code for a protein of 519 amino acids.